Apus apus (common swift) is the source of this 1572-nucleotide messenger RNA. RefSeq names its product aldolase, fructose-bisphosphate C (gene ALDOC). The coding region runs from base 107 to 1201 and encodes 364 amino acids. The record is from RefSeq and is a predicted model, not a curated record. Gene Ontology annotation, molecular function: fructose-bisphosphate aldolase activity. NCBI's taxonomy places the organism in Eukaryota, Metazoa, Chordata, Aves, Apodiformes, Apodidae. The transcript is spliced from 9 exons. Gene Ontology annotation, cellular component: cytosol. Gene Ontology annotation, biological process: fructose 1,6-bisphosphate metabolic process; glycolytic process.
GCCGGUCACGUAGCUCUGCGGCAUCGCAGCCCCAUUUACCGCGGGGCCGGAGCGCGCAGCCCGCAGAUCGCUCCCGCCGCCGCCCGCCCUGCACGCCACCGCCACCAUGACGCACCAGUACCCUGCGCUGACGGCCGAGCAGAAGAAGGAGCUGUCGGACAUCGCCCUGCGGAUCGUGGCCCCGGGCAAGGGCAUCUUGGCUGCCGAUGAGUCCGUAGGGAGCAUGGCGAAGCGCCUCAACCAGAUUGGGGUGGAGAACACGGAGGAGAACCGCCGGCUGUACCGCCAGAUCCUCUUCAGCGCUGACAGCCGGGUGGAGAAAUGCAUCGGGGGCGUCAUCUUCUUCCACGAGACCAUGUACCAGAAGGCUGAUGACGGCACACCCUUUGUCCAGAUGAUCAAGGACAAGGGCAUCGUUGUGGGCAUCAAGGUGGACAAGGGUGUUGUGCCACUGGCUGGGACGGAUGGCGAGACCACCACGCAGGGUCUGGACGGGCUGUCGGAGCGUUGUGCUCAGUACAAGAAGGACGGGGCUGACUUUGCCAAGUGGCGCUGCGUGCUGAAGAUCAGUGAGAACACCCCCUCUGCGCUCGCCAUCAUGGAGAACGCCAAUGUCCUGGCCCGCUACGCCAGCAUCUGCCAGCAGAAUGGCAUUGUGCCCAUCGUGGAGCCAGAGAUCCUGCCUGAUGGUGACCACGACCUCAAGCGGUGCCAGUACGUGACAGAGAAGGUCCUGGCGGCUGUCUACAAGGCUCUGAGUGACCACCACGUCUACCUGGAGGGGACCCUGCUGAAGCCCAACAUGGUGACUCCUGGGCAUUCCUGCCCCACCAAGUAUGGCCCUGAGGAGAUCGCCAUGGCCACUGUCACCGCCCUGCGCCGCACGGUGCCCCCCGCCGUGCCAGGUGUCACUUUCCUGUCUGGGGGUCAGAGUGAGGAGGAGGCUUCCAUCAACCUCAACGCCAUCAACACGUGCCCGCUGCUGCGGCCAUGGGCCCUGACCUUCUCCUACGGGCGGGCUCUGCAGGCGUCUGCGCUGAGCGCCUGGCGUGGGGAGCCGGACAACGCCAGCGCUGCCACCGAGGAGUUCAUCAAGCGUGCAGAGGUGAACGGGCUGGCAGCGCUGGGCCAGUACGAGGGCAGCGGGGACAGCUCGGGGGCCGCCGGGCAGUCCCUCUACGUGGCCAACCACGCGUACUGAGCCCUGGCCGGGUGCCCCACUGGCCCCGGCCCCCUCCCCACCACUGCUCACAUCCCGCUUCCACCCCAGCCACCCCGGGGAGCCGCCACGUGGGGAGGGGAAGGGGAGCACACCGCGUGGGCCAUCAUUGUGUCCGCAGAUGAAGUAGGGGGGCCCGUGUUACCCGGCCCCCAGAGGGAGCCACCCGGGUGCCCCUUGGGCAGGGGGCUCCAGCCAGGCCGUGGGGGGCAGGAGGGGGAGGCCCGGGGGUGCCCCUGCCCUGCCGUAGCUUCGCAGUCCCGGUCGCUGCCGCCCUUGGGGCGCCUGUGUUGUGUUUGCCGUGUGCACCCCGUGUACCAAAUAGCCUAACAACGAAUAAACGGUAGAGACAG